GGCUGCGUCCCCAGAGCCGGGGCUGACCGAGUCACGCCGCAGAGUUGCGGCGGAGCAGGUAGAGGAGCUGCCCGUCCUGCCGCUGCUCCUGCCCGUCCUGCGCCCAUCGUGCCCCGGGGUAGGGCUGGGCGCAGGCCCUGGCGUGCUGCCUGCCGCUGCCCAACGCCCGGCUGCCUGACGCCCCUGAGCUGCAGGCAGGCUCCUCCCUGGCAGCUCUGGCGCUCGGGAGCAGCAGCGGCCCCGGAGGAUGGCCUCCUGCCCGUGCCUUUGAAGUUUCGCGCAAGGACGACCGCAGCGGGGACGCAUGGCUACGGCUAGCAAGGGCAGCAAGGCGAAGGGGGGGGGCGUGCGCUUCGCCCCCAGCCAGCCCGCCGAGGGGGCCCACGGCCACGUGCACUUCGACGAGAAGCUCCACGACUCGGUGGUGAUGGUGACGCAGGAGAAGGACGGCAACUUCCUCGUCAAGGUGGGAUUCCUGAAGAUCCUCCACAAGUACGAGAUCACGUUCGUCCUGCCGCCGGUGCAGAGGCUGGGCAAGGACGUCUGUGCCGUGCCCCUCCCCAACCUCAACCUCCGAGUCAUCAGCAUCACCCCCCUGCCCGAAGGCUACAGCGUGAAGUGCGAGUACACGGCGCACAAGGAGGGGGUCCUGAAGGAAGAGAUGGUCCUGGCCAGCGAGGCCGGUGAAGGCGCCUGUGUCAAGGUCGUGGUCCAAGCCCGUGUCAUGGACCGGCACCACGGCACGCCGAUGCUCCUGGACGGGGUGCGCUGCGUCGGCGCGGAGCUGGAGUACGACUCGGAGCAGAGCGACUGGCAUGGCUUCGACUAGCCCCCUGCCCCCGCCGCCCGCGUGGCUCCCGAGGACGAAGCUCAAAUUUAAAAAAGAAGAAACCAACCCCCUUCCCCCCCGCCCCAGGGGCUGUGGCUCUGCAGCCACCACGGAGUGUGUGGGGGGGGAGCUGCUGCGUCCCCCUCCCCAGCUGCUAUCGCCACCGCUGUGGGGUCGGGGGGUCCCCAAAGCGCAGGAGGGGGUCCCACAUGCCAGCGCAUCUCUGCCUGGCGCCUCGGGCAGGGAUCCCCUCGCUGCCCCCAGCCGCUGCUGCUUUCCCCUCGCUUUCCUCCCCGGGAGAGGCGGCAGUUGGGGGUGGCAGAGCCCCAGCCGAGCCCCCCCCCCCCCGGCCUCAAAUUUUGCCUCUUGGGCUUUGGAGCAGAGCAGGAGCCGGGGGCCAGGGCAGGAGCCGGGGGCGAGCCGGUGCCCGGGGUCCCUGUGGCUGUGCCCACCCCUCUCCUCCUGCCGCAGCCGUUGCCUUAGUCUCCUCCCGGUUUUCCUUUUUUUUUUUUUUUUUCUUCUUUUUGUUUUCCCGGUAAGACCAUGGUACAAGGACCAGGAGAAGUGGCUCAGUUUCGAAAGCAACAGGAGGCUUUAUGUGCCUAUAUAUAUAUAAAUAUAUAGAUAUAUAUACAUAUACA
Molecule: messenger RNA, 1470 nt
Organism: Grus americana (Whooping crane)
Lineage: Eukaryota; Metazoa; Chordata; Aves; Gruiformes; Gruidae
Gene: ADISSP
Product: adipose secreted signaling protein
Exons: 6
Coding region: 305-829 (174 amino acids)
Source: RefSeq, a predicted model, not a curated record